This is a messenger RNA of Phragmites australis (common reed), 984 nucleotides long. RefSeq lists its product as uncharacterized. The record is from RefSeq and is a predicted model, not a curated record. NCBI's taxonomy places the organism in Eukaryota, Viridiplantae, Streptophyta, Magnoliopsida, Poales, Poaceae. Bases 1 to 984 code for a protein of 327 amino acids. The transcript has 4 exons.
AUGUCUAAAGAAGGGUCAAGAGCUUCCUGGAACUUCACUUAUGAGAAAGGGCUUGCUGAUCUACUCCAUGAGCACAAUCAUGAAAAGUUCAGGGGCCAAAAUGGUUGGGUAACAGAAGGUUGGAGAAGCAUUGUCAAGAAGUUCAACGAAAAGUUUCCAUCAACUGGGUUUACAAAAAGCCAGAUACAAGAAAAGGAGAAGGAACUCAAAGGAAGCUACAAGGCAAUUCGUGAUGCGCGGAAGCAAAGUGGUACAGGUUGGAAUGCUUCUAUGUGCAUGAUCAAUGCUGAACCAUACAUCUGGGAUAAAUUUAUUGUUGACUUUCCAAAGGUGAGGAAAUUUCGUACAAAAACCUUCCCUUUGUAUGAAAGUUUGGCACAAUUGUAUGAAGUUAAUUUAGGUGCAUUUAUCCACUAUGAAACAGGGAGCAUUGCUAUAGGUGAUCUAAAUUUCACAUCAACUGAGCCAACUGAGCAGCAGCCGCCGCCACCAACAGAACAUGUCAACCUAGAUGAUCCUAAUGUUGGCUUGAACCCUUUCUUUGCAAAUUUGGAUGUGCAAAGGGCAUCAAGUGAUACCAUGGAUGAUGAAGUAGAAAAUACCACUUCAUCUUAUUCUGGACAGAAAGGAGAUGAUCAUGGAAAAAACAGAAAGCAAAGUCAAGUUGCCGGUGUUCUACAAGACUAUGUCAACUUUAGGAAGAAGCAAACUAAAAAAUUUAUGGAUGAACUUAAUGAAACAACAAAGCCGAAAGAUGACUAUUCCAUCAAGAAUUGUCUUGCUCUUCUAGAAUCAAUUGAAGAACUUUCAGAUGAGAAAAAGGCAAUGGCAACAAGUAUCUUCAAGUGUGAGCUGAAUAGAGAAAUUUUCAUCAAUUUCAAGAACCCAAAAGUUCGUCUACUGUGGGUUAAAGGUGAAAUUGCUCCCAAGCUCAGAAAGCUUGGAAGGGACCCAUGUGUCAUGGAAAUCUUUGUUUUUUUCUGA